Molecule: messenger RNA, 633 nt
Organism: Sitodiplosis mosellana (orange wheat blossom midge)
Lineage: Eukaryota; Metazoa; Arthropoda; Insecta; Diptera; Cecidomyiidae
Gene: Lamtor2
Product: ragulator complex protein LAMTOR2 homolog
Exons: 1
Coding region: 155-556 (133 amino acids)
Biological process (GO): cellular response to amino acid stimulus; positive regulation of TOR signaling
Cellular component (GO): Ragulator complex
Molecular function (GO): molecular adaptor activity; guanyl-nucleotide exchange factor activity
Source: RefSeq, a predicted model, not a curated record
AUGUAACAAAUAAAUAGUUACCAUGUAAUUUUGUGUUAUUCAGGCAAAACGUAUAUGAAAUAAUUCCAAAUCGAUUUUUUGUUUUCAAAAUAUACAUAUUUAUAUCUUAUUUAACAGCAUUUUCACAGUACCUUUUAAUAGUAAUUACAUUACAAUGUUAAAACCUAAAGCAUUAACACAAGUUCUGAAUCAAGCAAACACCGGUGGAGUUGAACAUACACUUUUAUUAAAUCACGAAGGAGCUUUAUUGGCUUACUCUGGGUAUGGCGACAAAGAUGCUCGGGUCACAUCAGCUAUAGCUAGCAAUAUUUGGAGUGCAUAUCAAAAAAAUGGGAAAAAUGCGUUCCGUGAUAGUCGAUUGAAGCUUAUGUUACUGCAAUGUGAAUCUGGAAACGUGGUUAUUUGUCAAGUAGUUAAUUUACUGCUAUGUCUUUACGCCAGAAGCACUGUGGGAAUGGGACUAUUGCGACAAAAAGCGACCGCAUUAGCCAACUAUCUGGAAGGUCCAAUCAAGGAAAUUGCAUCCUCAUCAUCCUCAUCAUUAUCAUCGUCUUGAUAUUUAAAUAUUUCAUCAUUAUAUUUAACUGAUUUUUCAGAUUCUACAAUAUAUUUAUCAUGGAAAUGAUGUAUUGA